AUGGUAUUUGCCGCCACUCCCCCGUACGAUGGAACUCUUGCAAAGUAUUAUGUUUUGCCAGAAGAUUUUUGCUACAAGCUACCUGAUACCAUGGAUCUGAAAGACGGUGCGUUGAUGGAACCACUCGGAGUUGCUGUCCACAUCACUCGCCAGGCAGAGGUUAAACCCGGCGAUACAGUUGUGGUAUUUGGUGCUGGCCCAGUCGGAUUGCUAUGCUGCGCAGCUUCAAGGGCGUUUGGAGCAGCCAAGGUCGUCUCUGUUGACAUCCAGGAAGAAAGGCUGGAAUUUGCAAAGAAGUAUGCCGCCACAGGGGUGUUUCUACCUCAAAGGAUCCCGGCAAAGGAAAACGCAGAGAAGCUACGGUCAGAGCAUGGGCUCGGCCGUGGUGCGGAUGUGGUCAUCGAUGCGUCAGGCGCUGAACAAUCCGUCCAUACUGGCAUCCAUGUUGCACGGCCGGGCGGAACGUAUGUCCAAGGCGGCAUGGGGCGAGACGAGAUCAGCUUUCCUAUCAUGGCGGCGUGCACAAAGGAGUUGAACAUGAGAGGCAGCUUUAGAUAUAGCAGCGGCGAUUAUAAACUCGCUCUGGAUCUGGUUGGCUCUGGGAAGAUCAGCGUCAAGGAGCUAGUGACGAAAGUGGUGGCAUUCGCGGAUGCCGAGCAGGCGUUUCUGGAAGUGAAGGCUGGCAAAGGGAUCAAAACGCUCAUUGCGGGGAAAGAUGAUUGA
Molecule: messenger RNA, 723 nt
Organism: Trichophyton verrucosum HKI 0517
Lineage: Eukaryota; Fungi; Ascomycota; Eurotiomycetes; Onygenales; Arthrodermataceae
Product: sorbitol/xylitol dehydrogenase, putative
Exons: 1
Coding region: 1-723 (240 amino acids)
Biological process (GO): D-sorbitol catabolic process
Molecular function (GO): L-iditol 2-dehydrogenase (NAD+) activity
Source: RefSeq, a predicted model, not a curated record